Molecule: messenger RNA, 1469 nt
Organism: Cicer arietinum (chickpea)
Lineage: Eukaryota; Viridiplantae; Streptophyta; Magnoliopsida; Fabales; Fabaceae
Product: L-lactate dehydrogenase A-like
Biological process (GO): pyruvate metabolic process; lactate metabolic process
Cellular component (GO): cytoplasm
Molecular function (GO): L-lactate dehydrogenase (NAD+) activity
Source: RefSeq, a predicted model, not a curated record
UACAAACAGGACGGUUUCAGGGUCGUUUUUCUUUUCCAAACCAGCCUUUUAUUUUCCAAACCAGCGUUCAUCAAACAGAGACAUAUAUCUUUUCUUCCUUUUACACUCCACAGAUUACAAAUCACCAUGCACAAAAGCGGUUCUGCUUCCGCGUUGGGCCCAGGGGGCCUGGACUUAACCCAAGUCUUCUUCAAGUCCAUCUCCAACGCCGCCCCUCCAUCUCUCUCCAAGCGCCAAACCAAGAUCUCCGUCAUCGGCGCCGGAAAUGUAGGAAUGGCCAUCGCUCAGACCAUCCUCACUCAGGACCUCACCGACGAGCUCGUCAUCGUCGACAACAAACCCGACAAACUCCGCGGCGAGAUGCUCGAUCUUCAGCAUGCUGCUGCCUUUCUCCCCCGCGUAAAGAUCAAUUCAUCAGUUGAAUACUCCGUUACCGUCGGGUCCGAUCUUUGUAUCGUUACCGCCGGCGCACGACAGAUCGCCGGUGAGUCAAGGCUGAACCUCCUUCAGAGGAACCUCGCUCUAUUCAAGGAAAUCAUACCCGCUCUGGCUCGUUACUCGCCGCAUACAGUUCUCCUCAUCGUGUCUAACCCUGUCGAUGUUCUCACCUACAUCGCAUGGAAGCUCUCCGGGUUUCCAUCCAAUCGGAUUAUCGGGUCGGGUACCAACUUGGACUCCUCUCGCUUCCGUUUCCUCAUUGCUGAUCACCUUGAAGUCAAUGCUCAGGAUGUUCAGGCAUGCAUAGUAGGGGAGCACGGGGAUAGUUCAGUGGCAUUGUGGUCAAGUAUUAGUAUUGGGGGUGUUCCUGUGCUGAGUUUUUUGGAGAAACAACAGAUUGCGUAUGAGAAAGAAACACUGGAGAAUAUACACAAAACAGUGAUAAACAGUGCUUAUGAAGUCAUCAGUUUGAAAGGCUACACUUCUUGGGCCAUUGGGUAUUCGGUUGCUAACUUGGCUCGGUCCAUUAUUAGGGACCAGAGGAAGAUUCACCCUGUUUCUGUUCUGGCUAAGGGAUUUUAUGGCAUUGGUGAUGAUGAAGUGUUUUUGAGCUUGCCCGCACAACUUGGUAGAGGAGGUGUGCUUGGUGUAACCAAUGUGCACAUGAAUGAAGAGGAGGAACAAAGGCUUAGGGACUCUGCUAAAACCAUCUUAGAGGUUCAAACUCAGUUGGGUCUCUGAUGAAACCAAGUAGAUUGUCAUGUGUCCUCAAACACUCACUAAUAACCAUGAUUUUGUUUUUCAUUUACAUUACAUACAUUUCCCACGGUUUUCUUACAUUGUGAUGUUGUUUGUGGCCUAAAUUGUCACUCUUAGCUUUUCUGUUUACUAUUGCUUGCAUCCAAAAUGGUGGUAGGAUUCGGAUCUAGUGAUAUGUGUUUAAUACUCUUAUGUAGUACUAGAUCUUAUAAAAAAAGUGAUGUGGGAGACAAAUACCUACAUGCUUCAAAUAUUGUCUAUGAUUUUUAUUA